GUGUACUCGUAUGAGGGGUGCAUUCCCCCCACCCCCCCACCAGUGCCAACAGGAAGACCAGGCACAACCUUCCGGUGGUCUGACGUGGAGACCUGGAAGGAGGUGCCUGUGGGGUCUGGCGGCCACCCCACGGAGGAGGAAUACAAUCUGCCUGUAGAUGGAGACGAGAUUAUCAUUCCUAAGGGGAUGUGGCUCAUCGUUGACACUAUCACACCCAAGCUGGCCCGUGUGUAUGUGUACGGCACCAUUGAGUUUGAUGACACAAUGGAUCACGAUUUUGAGGCAACUAUUAUUUACAUCCAGGGAGGAUCUGUGGUGGCUGGCUUCUCUUCAGAGGCUCCCUUCACCCACAACCUUAAACAUUCGCCUCCGUGGCUCCCUUGACCCCACUGACCCUGACAAUGAGGACAUGCCCAUGCCCCCUGAGGUCCCCCAACGUGGGCUGGAAGGCUAUGGGUGUGUUUGGCUACCUGAGGCUGCAUGGGCAGGUGUCGGGAAGCUCCUGGAUCAAGCUUGGGGCCACGGCUGAGUCUGGGAGCAGCACUGUCACCCUGGCCGAGGCUCCUGAUGCAUCUUGGCUCAACAAACAGGUGGUGGUGACGGCAACAGGCAAGGAGGCAACGGAAAGUGAGGUUCGGGUGGUGACGGAUAUCUCUGGCUCCACUCUCACCCUGGACAGCCCUCUCAACUUCCAGCACCUUGGGGACACACACACUCUAUCGGACAGCUCCUCCAUUACCCUGGCUGGCGAGGUGGGCCUGCUGACUCGCAACAUUGUGGUGGAAGGAAACACAUACGAAGGUUUUGAGGAUGACAGUUUCGGAGGAAGGAUUCUGGUCUCGAAAAUGACGCAGGAUGGAACUGAUUAUGUUGGCACUGCUCAGUUUGAUGGCGUUGAGUUCCGCAACAUGGGGCAGGAAGGCUUCACCGACCUGGAUGACCCCCGCUACUCCCUGGCCUUCGUGGGGCUGGAUGCCAUCGAGGAAGACUCCAGCUACGUCAAGAGGUCGUCCUUCAACCUCAACUACAAUGUGGCUCUUGGACUCAUUGGGACGUCUAACAUGAUGGUGGAAGACAAUGUUAUUUAUUUUGCACUGGAUUCAGGCAUCCGAGACGAGACAGGCUCCAACACAUACACAAGCAACCUCAUCACAACUGUCCUCUUCCUGGGAACUUAUGGUGACCGAGAGGAGACGGAGAACCUCAAUGUCUAUGGCGCAUUCCAGCUUGACAAUGCACCAAACACUGUACUCACCAGCAAUGUUAUCGCUGGUGCAGAACAGGCGGGCUACAAGACCUUUGGAGAGCCGUGUGAGGAUGCAACACAGUGGGCAGACAACGAAGUGCACAGUGCUGUCUUUGGCAUCAUGUCGUGGAGGAAGGGAUCCAUAGGGCCGGUGACAGACUGCCGCAGACUCAACAACUUCUACGCCUGGAGGGUUUCGAGCACAGCCUACUACGUGCAGUACUACGCCAGCUCCUUGGUCACAAAUGUUCUCUCUGUUGACAAUCUAUUGGGAGUGAAUCAACUCAUCUACAAGCCUGGAGCGCUGACUCACGAGUACCACGCCAAGACAGCCACGAUCACCAACUCCAAAUUUGUGUCCUCCUCCCCGUCUCACUCCUGCACCUUCCAAGAAUCCCAGACCGAGAUUAUGAGCUUCUACGGCAACAGGUUGUGGAACAGUGGUGUUGAUGGCGGGAACACAGCCCUGGUCUUUGGAACGUUCAUGUCUGGGAAUAAUAUGGCCCCCAAGCACGCCUUCUUCCCCACGGACACGUACCCAGCCCUGUAUGGCUCCACACACAUCCAGGACGUCACCUUCCACAACUUUGGCGACACAUCCUGUGGUCGGGACAUCGCUCUCAUGGCCAACCCUGCCUCAGAUGACGCCAUCCACCCCAUCUUUGUGAGCGGCCUGACCUUCCAUGACACACCCGAGGAUAACUACCUGUUCAUUCCCAGACCCAAUGUGGAGAAGGUGAAUCCGUCAGACUGUGUGGAUAUGGAUUGCGAUGGACAUAGAAAGGUGGUGUGCACGGAUGAGGAUGGAUCAUUGCUGGGUGGAUCGGGAGGCACAGUGAUCUCUCAGGCAGAGUGGGAGUGGGACGGAGAUGAAAGGAGGGGAAUAGGAGACUACCGCAUUCCUGUGCCACUCAGGCAGAAUACCGAUGGUACCGAGAUUGAGGCGGCUGAGAAGUUCCCUAAUAAAGGCAUUGUCCGGGACAACUCCUGCUCCAUUGUGUCGUCAUGGCAGGCAUGGAAGUGCACCUCUCUCUCUCACCGCAUGAUGAUCAUUGAGAGCAUGGACACUGACACUGAGGUGCGGCGUCUCUCCCCCAUCGCUGUCAUCGCCAACCCAGGUAUCUCAGGGUACGUGGACCUCCUCAAUGGACCAAUGGACAGAGGCUGGUGUUUCGGAUACACUUGUCAGGAGCGCAUCUCAACUUUCUACGCCGUCUUGGCCAGCCAGGAGGUCUAUGAGAUAGGCAUGACCAGCACACCGCCCCAGAUGCUGCGUCUUCACCUCCUACACGCGUCGUCCUCUGAGGCCGUCGUCCUGCGCAUCUUCUUCCCCAAGCCUCAGCGCUAUGACAUCUAUGUGGAUGACGUCUUUGUUCCCCCGACUAACCUUGACACCUCUGCCUCCGGGUACCAGCUGAUCCCUGAGGACCCCAGCAGCCCUGAGGAGUUCUUCCCCACGCUGGAUGAUGCGGUGGGCACCAACUACUUCCAGCGCAAUGCCAAACUGGUGCACGUGGUGCUGCGCAGUGGCCAUGUUGUCGACAUCAAGACCACCCCAAUGAUCACCCUCUCCAGCGGCCUUGUGGUGAACGAUGACGAAUUCUUUGAGCAGAACCUGGUGUCCAAUCUGGCUGACCUGUUUGGAGUGUCCGAGGAGAACAUCAGGCUCACCAAUAUUGUGCGGGAGGACUCCAGGAGGCGACUGGGACGCCAGGAGGAUGGCACUGUGCUGGUGGAGGCAACGGGUGAGGUGGCCAGUGCUCCCACCAGUAGCCUGAGUGGUGAGGGAGAGGAGGGAGUUACUGGAGGGGAGGUAAUUUCCUACGAGAAACUGAUGCAGGAUCUGGAGGCGGCUGUCAACAAGUUCCAGGAUGGAUCUUGCAGCUACUGUGCCUCUCUCAAGGUGAAUGACCCCAUCGAGCCGCCACCCAAGGAAGCCCCUCCCAAGGCCACACAGGAGGAAGGCAGUAUUACAGACCCUGAUGGUGAGCUGUUCUCUGAUAAGCAGCAGAAGGAGGAAGCAGAGAAGCUGGAGGAGAGCCUCAAGACCACAGAGUAUGCACAGCCCUCUGAGGUGCAGCUGGUACAGGGUGUGUCUCCCACUGUGGUGCAGAAUGUAAUAUUUGGCAUGCAGCCAGUUGUCACAGUGCUGGAUGAAGAGGGUGAAAUUGUGAAUGACCUCGGCCACACCAGUGAUCCCUGGAUGGUCACUGUUCAGCUCUGUGGAGGCCCUGAGGGUGCAGAACUCAAAGGCACCCACACUGUUCCCUACCAAGAUGGCGCUGCCACCUUCACCGACCUAUCAGUCAGUAAGCCUGGGGAUGGGUACAGCCUCUCCUUCACCGUCACCCACCCCAGUGAUGCCCCAGCUCUCUCUGUUUCCAUGGGGAAGACAUUCAGUGCUGAAGCAAUGACCCCAGCUAUAACUAUUCUACACCCCGAGUAUCUGAUGCAAGGAGAGUCUAUUGCUUCCUCUGUGCAAUUUGUGGACUUAGACACCCAGCUACCUCUGGAUGCGGGUCUGUUUGAGAGCCAGACAAUUGUCGGCGAGGUGCUAGCCAAGAGUCUUGAUGGCGAGUAUCAGCUGAUCAAGAGGCUGUACUGGGCGGAUGGAGCCUUGUCGGAGCUCUCCUUUGAUGACGUCAUAGUGGAGGAGACCAGCGUGAGGUAUGAGCUGCUUGCCAAGGUUGCUGUGGUGCCCAGUGGAUGGUACCUGGAGUAUGCCACACCUGUGCUGGUGGUGUACCCUAACCACCUGGAAGAGCAGGAAGACUCCAUUGUGAAGGAAGUGAGCGUAGACAUCAACAGGUGGAGGAAACAGGAUGGUGUGGAGGUGCAGAUUGAGGAUGAAGUGCUCACAGUCAUGAUGAACUCUGUGGAUCUGAUGGCCCAGGGUGUUCGCUGGGGGCGUCCCACUGUUGAAUUUGCAGGGAAAAGGAAGAGAGGAAAGAAGAUCAAAGGAAAGGCAACAUUCACGGUUACUGGCCCAGAGGCAGAGGUGGACAAGGCCUUACUGCAAACCUGCCAGAUGCUGCGUAGACCAGUUGGAAUCUUCGUCACAUACAAAUGCAGGCAGUGGAGAUACACAAUGAAGAAGCUGUACGUGGAAGGCAAGUUCAUGCAGUGCAAGGGAUAAAACAAACUCUUGGAGAAGAUGCAGGGCUCCUCUCAUCAAAUGCUUCAAUAAAUGUUGAGAGAUGUUACCAGUCAACGUAAACUCAAGUAGAUCAUUAUUUGUGUAUCAAAGUCAUGCGCAUGAAUAGAAUUGGUGGAUAGAUCAAACAACACUAGGAGAUGCAGGGUUUCUUUGACCAAACACACAUUAUUGGAAGGUGUUAUUGGUCGACGGAAACUCAACUAGAUCAUUAUUCUUAUAGCAAAGUCCUGGCCCCACUUAAUGUUGUCUUGAAAAUUUAAUAUACUGUAGCUUGCAGGGAACCUCUCACCAAAUGUAUACUACUGGAAGACAAACUCAACUAGAUCAUUAUUCAUGCAGCAAAUUCCUGAUCUUUCUUCGGUAGUUAUAUAGUUAUGAAAAUGUUGGGUCAUGCAAGUGUUAUUUCAUCAAAUGUCACUUAUUAGAAGACGAAUUCAGGUUACAGUUGUUAUUCAAGCUGCAAAUUUGUGUGAGUAUCAAUAGUGUAGUACUUGAAAUACAGUGUUUUGGUCUCUUCAAGUUAUGAGUCAUUGCAAAUCUUAUAUAUCACCUAUUGUAUUAUUUGAACUUAAUUGUAAUGAAUGUAUUUAUUGAAUUAUUGUAAGAUCAAAUACAACUGAGUUCUUUCUUGCAGUUUUGUCAUUUAUUGCAAAAGUUGCAGCCUUGCAUAAAACAAACAAUUGUAUUUUUUAAUUUGUGAGGCAAUAAAGACUUUUACCAUGCAUUAUUA
Scylla paramamosain (green mud crab) is the source of this 5133-nucleotide messenger RNA. Its product is annotated as fibrocystin-L-like. The transcript has 26 exons. The record is from RefSeq and is a predicted model, not a curated record. NCBI's taxonomy places the organism in Eukaryota, Metazoa, Arthropoda, Malacostraca, Decapoda, Portunidae. The coding region runs from base 402 to 4382 and encodes 1326 amino acids.